AUGAGAGAUUGGGCAAAACCGUUUGGAGAGAAGAUUCAGACUGCUCUCGACGACUAUUUGAAAGCUGUUGAGGAGAAAAUUCUGGAGAAAUUCGAUGGGCAGGAAAAUAUCGUUGAAAAGGCUCACGAAGCAUUGCUUUUGAUUCAGAAAGCAGAAUCGGAUCCCGAUCAGACAUCGACACAAAAACACAAAACGAUUGACUACAUUCUGUUUUCACAAACGAUUCCCGUGAGAACGAUUGUUUCCGUUGCUCGGAACAAUGCUGUUUGUGUGCCAAGAACGACGACAACUUCGGCGCCAACAACAACAACCACAACAAUGAAUCCGUUGCCCAACACAUCACGAUUACAUUCACAGCAGAAUGGAGACAAAACAUUGAGACCAUCACGUCGCCGAUCGCUAGAAGAAAUGGGU
Molecule: messenger RNA, 414 nt
Organism: Mesorhabditis belari
Lineage: Eukaryota; Metazoa; Nematoda; Chromadorea; Rhabditida; Rhabditidae
Source: the annotation of a GenBank genome assembly